Neogale vison (American mink) is the source of this 691-nucleotide messenger RNA. RefSeq names its product histone H4. Lineage: Eukaryota; Metazoa; Chordata; Mammalia; Carnivora; Mustelidae. The record is from RefSeq and is a predicted model, not a curated record. Gene Ontology annotation, cellular component: nucleosome. Gene Ontology annotation, biological process: nucleosome assembly. The coding region runs from base 12 to 323 and encodes 103 amino acids. Gene Ontology annotation, molecular function: structural constituent of chromatin; protein heterodimerization activity; DNA binding. The transcript has a single exon.
CUCAAGUAGCCAUGUCUGGUCGCGGCAAGGGCGGGAAAGGCCUGGGCAAAGGAGGCGCCAAGCGCCACCGCAAGGUGCUGCGCGACAACAUCCAGGGCAUCACCAAGCCCGCCAUCCGGCGGCUGGCCCGGCGCGGCGGCGUCAAGCGCAUCUCCGGCCUCAUCUACGAGGAGACCCGCGGGGUGCUCAAGGUGUUCCUGGAGAACGUGAUCCGCGACGCCGUCACCUACACGGAGCACGCCAAGCGCAAGACGGUCACGGCCAUGGACGUGGUCUACGCGCUCAAGCGCCAGGGCCGCACCCUCUACGGCUUCGGGGGCUGAGCAUUUUUUCUUUGCUUCGCAACUUUUUGUUUCUCACCCACCCAAAGGCCCUUUUCAGGGCCACCCAUGUAGUCUCCAGAAAGAGUUGCACACUUAACCAGUAUGGGCCAUUUUUCCAUUUAUUCUGCCAGUUUGUGAUUGUAGUGUUUGUCAAUUGUGAGUUAUGUUGCUUUUAACUCCUUUAUGUACUCUGGAACUGUCCUUAGUUUUUCAGGCUUGAUACUUUGUACCCGUCAGUUUACAGUGAGAACAUUAAAGAAUACGAAAUAUCAAACGGGUUAGGUGUCAAUAUAAAGGUUUGUGUUUAAACAAGUGUCUGGUUUCGAUCUUAUCGUCACUGACUUCGUUAAAGGGAGGGGUGGAUUCCG